Messenger RNA from Asterias rubens (European starfish), 3278 nucleotides. Its product is annotated as phospholipase ABHD3-like. Gene Ontology annotation, biological process: medium-chain fatty acid biosynthetic process; medium-chain fatty acid catabolic process. The transcript has 9 exons. Lineage: Eukaryota; Metazoa; Echinodermata; Asteroidea; Forcipulatida; Asteriidae. The coding region runs from base 21 to 1214 and encodes 397 amino acids. Gene Ontology annotation, molecular function: acetylesterase activity; monoacylglycerol lipase activity. The record is from RefSeq and is a predicted model, not a curated record.
GUUUAAUUUUGUUCAUCAUCAUGACGGACCCAGUAAACUGUGUAAAGCAGUUCUUCCAGGAAAACACCCAUGCUUUGGCUCUGUUUGGAGUUCUGGGAAUCUACACAACUUACUACUACUUUAGAGUGGUGCAGAAACCUAAAAUCUUCGGUAAGGAUGGGAAGUUUCUGCAGUUCGUUGGACGGCACAUUCCGAUGUUGAGGGAGCCCUUCAGACCUACCUUCUGGUGUUUCAUCCAUCAGUUACAGACCAUCGGUCCAGUCUUAAUGAAGUUCUUAACCUCCAUGGAGUACCGAAGUGAGAAGUUGAAGCUAUCUGAUGGGGGUGAGAUCAUCAUAGACUGGAUGGAUAAUAACGAUGACGUCAAACACAGUCAGUCUACUCGACCAACUGUUCUUGUACUGCCAGGAAUAACAGGUUCAAGUAAAAGCCAUUAUUGCCUCAACAUGAACAAUACAUUAAUGAAACAUGGCUACCGGUCUGUGGUGUUCAACUACAGAGGCUUAGGAGGUGCCGUCAUCAAGACACCGAGGACCUAUUGUGCUGCCAACACUGAAGACCUAGAGUAUGUCAUCAAACAUGUCCAAGGUUUAUAUCCAGAGGCACCCAUCAUAGCUGUUGGCAUCUCUAUUGGAGGGAUCAUUUUGUUUAACUACCUGGCUAAGGCUGGCAAGGAGACACCGUUGAAGGCAGCCAUGACAGUGUCUGUUGCUUGGAACACCAUGAAGUCCACCGAGUCACUCGAGACUCCUGUCAACCUCAUCCUCUUCAAUCGCUUCUUGGCACGAGAACUAACUCAAGUGUUAGCCAAGAAUGUUCACAUAUUUGAAGGCCAUAUUGACACUGACUAUGCCAUGCAGGCGCAGACCAUUAAGGAGUUUGAUGAGCGAUUUACAACCAAGGUGUUUGGUUACAAUGAUGUGGACCAUUACUACAACGAGGCCACUCUACAUAAUAAAGUACAUCGUAUUGGGAUACCAACUUUGUGCUUGAGCGCCGGUGACGAUCCCUUCGCCCCACUGGAGACCAUCCCGAUGGACGACGCCAAAGAACAAAGCAACAUUGCUCUUGUUGUGACAUCAUAUGGCGGCCAUGUUGGAUUCACAGAAGGAUUUUUUCCGAAAGGUAACGGGUACAUGCUCAGACUCUUUGACCAGUUUAUACACGGCUUCUUCCAGCAUGGUAUUAAAGAGGUAUUGAUGAGUACGAAUUAGCAUAAAUUAGCAUAUUUGGGGAAAGCUCCAUUGAAGAUUUCCGACUUUCGCCACAAAAACUCGGAAAUUAUACAUCUUUUCCUCCAGUGGGUGUGUUUACAUUGAAUCACUUUAGUCAUUUUAAAACUUAAAAGGAUGACUAGUUUAUCUGCCUGGGGCAGUCAGCAGCCCUAUUGGUUUAUGCACGAUCCAAUUAAGUUGACUGUUAGGAAAAGGAAUUACAUGGAGAUAACAGGUGUUAGUUGUCAGAUGAAAAGGAUGUUUUAUUUUAGCCAGUUUCUUUAAUGGAGCUUUCCUGUAAUGGAUACAUUACAAAUUUGAAUAUUUUUGUACUAUCUUUGAAUACUUGGGUGCGACGCUGAACGAAAGUUCAAAGAAGUGUAAAAGUGCUUUGGGUACUGGUUUUUAUUUUUUAGGGAUAAGUGAUCUACCCUCUCAAGUUAGGGUACAAAAGUUAAGACAAGGAAGGGGGCUAAGUUCAUAGAGUUGUUGGAAUUGUGACUUCUCAUGAUCUACCCUCUAUGGUUAAGGUUAGGGGGUAUAAGGGUUAGGAUAAGCAUAGGACCCUUUUUGAACUGACUAGAUUUGGCUUUGGAUUCGGCUCAGGCUAGCUUGGCCCGCAGUUGUUUGACAAUUGCGUCUGCUUUGCCUAUAUGCGCCCAGGGUUUCAGACGAGAUGACAGAGCCUGAAGCCGAUUCCAAAGCCAAAGCCGUGGUUUUGAAAAAAGGCCAUAGUCCUUGCUGUAUGGGACGAGGAAGGGGUGUUGGUACAUAGGUAUGUGGGUAUAUAGACGUGUGGGUACAAAGGCAUGCGAGUACACAGGCGUGUACAUGUAACUGUGGGAAUAUUAGCUUCAACACAGAGCAGUCGCUGAAGAAAAUAGCUGGAUUUUGUCUCCAGGCGGGCGUAAAAAAGUCUUAAUACAUCCCCACGUUUUGACCAAUGAGAGACUGGAAACUGUCCAAGGUAUUUAUUAAUAAUAAUAAUUAGUUUACCCGCUGCUAAAAUGUAGGAGUCAAACUGCCUUUAGCUACCACUGGCAAUCUUGAGCAGUGUCUUAACCAAUUAGACCACCGAGAUCGCAUUUGGUUAGAGAGGGGACUGCAUGGUUUACUGAUAGUAUUUUGGUUCAGGCUUAGCAAUAAAAGUCUGCAGUUUCUCAUCCCUGCCUUUAUAUUCCCAUGUUUUUUAAGCAAACGAAACGUGCUUGAGGAUCACAUACAAAUGUAUUAAUAAUAAUAAAUAAUAAUAACAUGCAUUUAUAUAGCGCUUAAUACAAGGUUUCUAAGCGCUGAACAGGAAGUGUAUGAUAACAAAAGAAAGACAAUUAAAAGUGGGAUGAAAUAGCAGAAACUGAACAGACUAGAUGGAUUUAUAUAAGUGUGUUUUUAGAGCAGUUUUAAGUGAGUCUAGUGAAGAUGAGGCACGGAUAUGAACGGGGAGAUUAUUCCAAAAAGUGGGAGUGGUGAUUGAGAAGGAGCGGUUUCCAUAGCGAGUGCGAGGGAUAGGACCAGAGUUGAAUUCUAGGUGGGCGGUAGAAGAUGAUCGGAGAACACGAGUUGUAGGUUGAUUUUUGGGAAUAAGUAAUUCUGAGAUAUAUUUAGGGGCUAGACCAUGUUUAACUUUGUAGGCAAGAGUGACUGCAGGACAAGUUAAGACUUUGUUACAGUAGGGUACAAAAGUGAAUUUUUAAGUCCAUGAAAACAAAUUCUGGCAGUCGGUCAAUAAAAAAAGUACGAUUUUUUUUCUAAAUUUAUUGCCAAAAUCAGCCACUUUAAUCAAUUACUUAUGUCUUUCAGUGAAUGAUUUUUAUUUUAAAAAGAGUAAUCUUAAAUUUCAGAAAAUGUCAGUACUUUAUUAGUCUAUGUUGUGGGAGUGUGACAAUACUGUAAUAAUCAUGUUGGUGGUGAGAAAUUUGUUAUAAAAUUUGAAAUAGUAAAAGGAUAAUGGUGAAAUAUUAGACAGUUGUUCAUGUAAGAUAAUGAUACGUGUUCAUGUGGUGUAUUUAAUAGAAUUAUAGUCAAGGUGAAUAAGGGGUACAUGUAAGUGGUGAUGUUGGGGGG